This is a messenger RNA of Pseudopodoces humilis (Tibetan ground-tit), 6176 nucleotides long. RefSeq names its product TSC complex subunit 1 (gene TSC1). Gene Ontology annotation, cellular component: TSC1-TSC2 complex. NCBI's taxonomy places the organism in Eukaryota, Metazoa, Chordata, Aves, Passeriformes, Paridae. The record is from RefSeq and is a predicted model, not a curated record. Gene Ontology annotation, biological process: regulation of cell cycle; negative regulation of TOR signaling; negative regulation of cell population proliferation.
GCGAAGCGCUGUGAUGGGAGGGGGAGGCAGGGCCAAGAUGGCGGCGCCCUGUGGGCCGGAGGAGCCCGGAGUGGUAAACAGCUGAGGGGAGGAGAGGGAGAGUCUGGUAGAAAGACCUCAAUGAAGAACUUCCUGAAGUUUUAACCUCCACAUUCAUGUCAGUACGUGCAUCAUGGCACAGCAAGGAAAUGUUGGUGAGCUCCUCUCAAUGCUGGAUUCUCCAAUUCUGGGUGUCCUGGAAGAUAUAACAGCUGCAUUCAAAGAUAAUCUCAUUUGUGACCGUGGGCCUAUGCUUGUCAACAACCUUGUGGACUAUUACUUGGAAACCAAUUCUCAGCAGGCACUGCAUAUUCUGUCCACUCUGCAAGAGCCUCAUGACAAGCAUCUACUGGACAAAAUUAAUGAUUAUAUGGGCAAAGCUGCUACUCGUUUACCCACCCUCUCUCUGCUGGGACAUGUGAUAAGACGACAACCAUCUUGGAAACACAAACUUUCUCAAGCACCUCUCCUGCUUUCAUUGCUUAAAUGUCUCAAGACUGACACAGAUGUAGUAGUACUCACCACAGGUGUCCUAGUGCUAAUAACCAUGUUGCCAAUGAUUCCUCAGUCUGGCAAACAGUACCUUCAUGAUUUCUUUGGUAUCUUUGGGCGUCUCUCAGCCUGGUGCUUGCAGAAUCCAGGUCAUGUGGCAGAGAUUUAUCUUGUCCAUCUUCAUGCCAGCGUUUAUUCUCUCUUUCAUCGUCUUUAUGGAAUGUAUCCUUGCAAUUUUGUCUCUUUUCUGCGCUCUCACUACAGUAUGAAGGAAAACCUGGAGACCUUUGAAGAAGUAGUCAAGCCAAUGAUGGAACAUGUGCGAAUUCAUCCAGAGUUAGUGACUGGAUCCAAGGACCAUGAACUGGACCCACGAAGGUGGAAAAGACUAGAAACUCAUGAUGUUGUGAUAGAAUGUGCCAAAAUCUCCCUGGACCCUGCAGAAGCCUCGUAUGAAGAUGGUUAUUACUCUGUGUCUCGGAAACUCUGCACAAGCUUAAAACAUCAUCAAACUGACCCCAGUGCCAGCUCUUACAUUGACACACAGAGCAGCUAUGGGACUUCUACCCCAUAUUCCACUCCUCGGCUGACACUAUCACAAAUGCCAGGACAGCUACCUCAGAUUCUGAGCCCACAGUCCACGAGGCUGUCAACUGAGCCACAGCAGGUCACCAUCUGGAGCCCUUCUGCAGUGUGCGGUAUGACCACGCCACCAACAUCCCCCGGUGUUGUCCCAUCAGAGUCAUCCCAGUCUGCAUCACAACCCUACAGCAAAGCUUUUGGCACAUCUGCAGGGGGGAAAGGAACACCUUUGGGAACACCAGCCACAUCUCCUCCACCCUGCACUUCAGAUGAUUUUGUGCAUGUUUCACUCCCUUCAGUUGCUGCCACACCUCCUAAAAAGGAGGACAAACCAGAUUCUGGGAGGCCUUUACUGUACCGACAGCAAAAUGUCAUGAACAGCGAUAAAUCAUUGGACAUACCCAGUAGUAAAAGUUCAGUAACCCUAAGUGAUCUUGCAGAGUUUUUAGGUGGGUUGUCGUUUGAAGAUAGUGCUGAGAAGGACAGAGAGGAAGAUGCAAUAUCUAAAGAGAUCUCCGAGAUCACGACCGAUGCUGAACACAUGGUGCCUAGAGGAGGAUUUGACUCCCCGUUUUACCGCACAAAUGAAAGUCUGUCAGGCUCUCAGAAGAAGACCCACUCAGCAGCCUCCAGUGUUCAGGGACACAGUCAGACCUCUGAGCCUUUAACAUCUCUGGACAAGCCUGGGCCUGAGGGUGCACGGGAAACACCCAAACAAACGUUUACUCCCAUAGACAAGCCCUGUGGAGGCUGUGGGGAAAGCCCUGCUGGGAACAGGGAAGGAACCUCUGCGGAGCCAAGUAUUCUCACUCCCAGCCCUUGUAAAGUACCAGCACAAAGGAGAGUGGUAUUUGGGAGUGGGCAGCGUCCCCUCUACGAGCACCUCUUUGAGGUUGCAUUACCAAAGACUGCCUACCUCUUUGUUGGCAAGAAGACUGAAGAGCUGCUAAAGAAAGCCAAGGGAACCCAGGAUGAAGACUGUAUGUCCUCAACUUCUCCCAUGGAAGUGCUGGACAGGCUGAUUCAGCAAGGAGCAGAUGCACACACUAAGGAGCUGAACAAAUUGUCUCUGCCAAGCAAAUCUGCUGACUGGACUCACUUUGGAGGUUCUCCCCCCUCAGAUGAGAUUCACACCCUGAGGAACCAACUGCUUCUGCUGCACAACCAGCUGCUGUACGAGCGCUUCAAGAGGCAGCAGCACGCGCUGCGCAACCGCCGGCUCCUGCGCAAAGUCAUCAAAGCCACGGCUCUGGAGGAGCACAACGCUGCCAUGAAAGAUCAGCUGAAACUGCAGGAAAAGGAGAUCCAGGCCUUGAAACUGAGUCUGCAGAAAGAACAGGCAAGGUACCACCAGUUUCAGGAAGAACAUGAUAAUAUUGUGGCUCAGCUUCACAGCCAGAUCCGACAGCUGCAGCAUGACCGGGAGGAAUUCUACAACCAGAGCCAGGAAUUGCAGACCAAGCUGGAAGACUGCAGGAACAUGAUAGCAGAUCUGAGGUUAGAGUUAAAGAAGGCAAACAACAAGGUGUGUCACACUGAAUUGCUGCUUAGCCAAGUUUCUCAAAAGCUUUCCAACAGUGAAUCAGUGCAACAGCAGAUGGAGUUCUUGAACAGGCAGCUGCUGGUUCUUGGGGAGGUCAAUGAGCUGUACCUGGAGCAGCUGCAGCACAAGCAUACAGACACUACAAAGGAGGUUGAAAUGUUGCACGCUGCUUUUCGGAAAGAACUGGAGAAAGCAAAGUUGUGUGUUCAGCAGCAAAGCCAAAGGCUGGAUGCUUCCCAGAAAAGGAUAGCUGAACUGGAAUCUCAGCUUGCAAAAAAGGACCACCUCUUCCUGGAGCAAAAGAAAUACCUGGAAGAUGUUAAAAUCCAAGCAAGGGGUCAGCUGCAGGCAGUAGAAAGCAGGUACAAGGCCCAGAAGAGAAUCACCCAGGCAUUUGAGCUGGAGAUCUUGGAUCUGUUUGGGCGGCUGGAGAAGAACAGCCUACUGAAAAAACUUGAAGAUGAUAAAACAGAAGCAGCUGAAGCAGCAGAAGAAAGGCUGGAUUGUGGUAAUGAAGAUACAGCAGGACACAGUGAAGAAACACUGGGUAGAAAUGGAGAGACCAAACCUCCCAGCACCCGAGGCAGCAGUAGCAGUAAAGGGAGCAGCAGCAACGAGCUCUCCACCUCAGAAAAGCCCCAGAACCAGAGGCUGAGCAGUCGCUGGGAGACAUCCGUGUUGCUGGAGCCCUCAACUACUGUCCCACUGACUGUAGGUUCACUCCCCAGCUCCAAGAGCUUCCUUGGAAUGAAGGCACGAGAAUUAUUUCGCAACAAGAGUGAGAGCCAGUGUGAUGAGGAGGGGAUCACCAUCAACAGGCUGUCUGACACCCUAAAGACUGAACUAUGUAAAGAUCCAAGCAUGGAGUCAAAGGCCCCUCCAAGCCCUGAUAACCUCUCACCUAAGCUCCAGGAAAGCAGUGUUGGACAGCUUCAUAUCAUGGACUACAAUGAGACUCAUCAUGACCACAGUUAAAGAGGAAGAUAGUCAAUCAGUGUUAUUUUCAUAUUCUUGGCAUAGAACAGGAGGCGUGAGUGUGAGUUUAACUAAAAGCUUUUAUGUUUCUUUGGUCUGAGUAGUGGUUCAUGCAGCGGAGCAGGAUCGAUGGCCAGGAACGGAAGGAGGCUGCUGAAUGAAUGCAAAGUGGAUUUUUGGGUCUGGAAUUGAAAAUGCCCAGCCUAACUCUUGCUUCUUUCUCAAAUUCAAUCCUUAGUAGCGUGUACUAAUUUGAACGGACAACUGUUAGCAUUUGCAAGUAUUUUUUCCCUUUCUCCCUGUCCCCAGUUGAGUGGCUGCAUUUAUGAACUUGAGUGCAAUAUGAGGCCAAAUUAACAUUUGUGAGUUUACUCUGAACGCUUUGUAUUUCUUUGCAAGCUUCCCAUUUAAAGCAGUUGGUUGUACUGCCUGUCCAGGUGACUUCGGUUCCUUUCAUCCUGGAAAGAAGCAGCACUAGGAUUUCCAGUGCAUUCUCUAUUUUUGCCUGUCCACUGUCCCAUAUCCCUCAGAGCCCAGCCUUCAUUAAGUUGGAAUCUGAUUGAAUACCCAAGUGUUUAAAGAACAUUGUACCUCUGCAAAAUGAUUCAUUCACCCCAAUUCAUGAUCAUUGUUUAUAUUGUCCUUAACAUUUCCUGGGAAGUUACAUUUGAACAGACAAAAAGGAACUGGAGCUUGUAAUGCAGAAGAGACCAUAAAUGCUGAAGACUUGUUAAAACACCAGCUUCAGAUCUUCUUGGUGUUUGAAGUGUUUGCCUGACAGACUGUGAUUAACCUCACACUGGUUCAUAUGGGAAAGCAGUUGGGGUGGGAGAAGAGGGAAGAAGAAGCUUUACUCAAGUAGGGAGAGGAUGCAGAACAUGGAGAUAGAAUUCCAAGCUUAUGAAGAACUGCAGAGGAGGAUUUGCUUCUCUAAUCAGGGAAAUGUGCUGCCUCACCCUCCUUCAUAGUUCUGCUCUUUGGUCCUGGUCUAAGCAGGACCACCAUGUUUUGAGUCCAAGAAAUUGGAUUUGUUCUUCCUGGGAAUGCCUUUUCAGGUUGGCUUGGAGAACACGGUUUCCUUUGAGUGCCCUCCUACUCAGAUUGCAGCACGUUUUUGAGUUCAGCAGUGUCAGUUUGACUCUAGGUCAAAGGGUCUCCCCUUCACCCUCAUCCUACUUCCUUAAAUGAUAAGGCUGAGGAGGAGUCCUGCUUACACUGAAAUCAGAAUCCUGGCAUGAAGCCUUUCUGUGUUAAUCACGUUUUAAGUCAAUUGUGAGCCUUCUGUGAAGGAGGAUUGUGUGAUCAGGGCUUGUCAGUGGCAGACUCAAUCUCCUUCGUGACAGAACAGGGCCUGCUGUUAGGAAGGCAGCGCUUGUUUUAAAUGUCCCACGUGGCUGGGUCCAGGUGUACUCAGACGGUUCAGGCUUCACACUUCCCUUGCAUCACACGUGGCCUCUUCUAAACAUUCUGUGGGUGGCAGCUGCUGUUUAAGAACCACCUCACAUAGAAAUCAAGUCCAAGCACACUUGCAUUUGUAGUUCACAUCCCUUUUUAGCCCGGGUGGGAACGAGGCUGUCGGAGCAGUUGGAGCUCAGCUCAUUCCUGGCAGGACUCAUCCUCCCAUUCCCGCCUCCUCCGUAACUCCAAGGUCUGAAUACAUUUCUGUCUGUCUUAAAUUAUUCUCCGUGUCCUUUCAGUUGGUCAGUCCAAACUCUGAGAGUAGAGGUGAACUUCAGUGGUUGUGUCAAAGCUGACUCUGCAUGGAGUAGAGAGUAGAGAGUUGGUUGUAAGUGACAGCCUGGUUUUGUCGGCGUCUUUAGGCUUUCUCAGACGUAGUGGUAGCAAACGUGGUAGCACAUGUUUCAGUAAGAUUUGGAGGUUUCCUGCCCCUUUCCCACUGGAUGCCAGCCCAGGGAGUGAACAGUUUGCACACAAAGGGCCUGAUGGGCCAGCUCAGCUGGGAAUAUUGGAGGAGCUCAUUCCCAUCCUGCUCUGCUGAACCCGGAUCUGGUGUUCCCAGGAAAGGCAGGUUUUGUGUCAGUCACAGAAAUGCCCUGGCAGCAACGCAAGCUCUUUGAUAAAGUGGCUUUUUUUUCUUCUUUUAAACAAGAUUUUAACACCAGGAUAGUAAUGGAAACCACUUUAGGUUUGUUUAUGGACCACAAAGAUUAUGGAGGAACAAAUUUUGCAAUUUUCUUUCCUAAGUCUAAAAAUCAUGGAUCUGCUGUAUGUAGUUAACUUGCAGUUUGUUUGAAGGGGUCCCAUCAAUGAAGUGGAAACAGAUUUUUUUAACUGACUGCUUUUAGUUAAAUCUAAAAUUGCUGUCUUUGUCAAGUUAAUCUGUUCCCUGCCUCGCUCUUUGUAAGCAUGUUAAACAAUCCACAUUAAAUGCCAUAAAUAUGAAAUAUGAGGAAAUGGUACAAUCGUAAGCUAAAGAGAACUUAAACCAAAAGGAGGUUUUGCUGUCCUUAUUAGAAUGUUCUAAAAUGUCAAGGCAGUUGCUUGUGUUUAACUGUGAACAAAUAAAAUGUAUUGUUUUGCACUA